UAUGCGUGACGUAGGUUCUGUGGUCGGCGUUGAAAAGCAGUUGCACUUCUCGAUAGUGCCAUUGAAGUGAGUCAUCUCUAGGAAGUGUGGUUUGGAAACAAAAAAAAAUAUAUAUAAUAAUAAUUUAAAAAACAAAAAAAACAACAACACCACCAACAUCGACGUGUUCCGUGAACGCCACAGGUCGCGCGUAGACGGCAAGACGGUGGGAAAUACAGACAAGGAUCGACAUACAAAACGACUCGAAAGCGAGCGUCAACCUGCGUCGAUCUGAACUUGAAGUUCAAGUUCGCGCACCUUGCGCCUCUCGAAUACCAAAAACGGACAAUCGUCUCCAAAUACUUGACGUCACUCUGAUGUUCCAGCCCGCUGGUGCCUUCGACGCAAGCGAGGAUUUUCUACCUCCGACUCCUGCGCGCAACAAGUCUGCCGGCCUCUUCUGUCUUUCCCGGAUCAUGUACCAGGAAUACUCCGGGAACUACGACACGUCGUCCCGCGGCAGCAGCACUUCCCCGGCCCAGCCCGAGUCGUUCACGAGCGGCAGCAGCACCAUCGGAAGCCCCAUCUCUACCUCAGCCUACCAGAAAUACAGGGUCGACAUGCCCGGCUCCAACAGUGCCUUCAUCCCCACCAUUAAUGCAAUCACAACCAGCCAAGACCUUCAGUGGAUGGUGCAGCCCACCGUCAUCACCUCCAUGUCCAACCCGUACUCCCGCUCCCACCCGUACAGUCAUCACCUGAGCAACGGCCAGGGGCUGCUGGGCCACAACCCCCUGGCCCGUCCCGGGGUCAUCCGCUCCAUCGGGGACGCCAGAGGCCGACGCAAGAGGGACGAGCAGCUCACCCCAGAGGAAGAAGAGAAGAGGAGGGUGAGGCGGGAGAGGAACAAGUUGGCCGCCGCCAAAUGCCGCAACCGCAGACGCGAGUUGACGGAGAUGCUGCAAGGGGAGACCGAGAAACUAGAGGAGGAGAAAGCCGACCUGCAGAAAGAGAUCGAAAGCCUCCAGAAGGAGAAGGACAAACUGGAGUUCAUGCUGGUGGCCCACAAUCCCGUGUGCAAGCUGCCCACCGAGGAUCGCCACCAUCAGCCUCCGGCGCACCAUCAGCACCAUCAGCACCAUCAGCAGUGCGCCCCCCUGCCCUUAACCAUGCGCCCCAACGUGGCCGCCCGGGCCCACGUGGUGGUGAAGCAAGAGCCGGACGAGACGGAGGAAGCGCUGCAGGGCAAAGCCCAGCAUUCCGUCAUCAAGCCCAUCUGCCUGGGUGGGAUGUACUGUACGGACGGAGACAGCCUCAACACGCCGGUGGUGGCGGCGUCCACCCCGGCCGCCACGCCCAACGCCCCCAACCUCAUGUUCACCUACCCGAGCAUGCUGGAGCCCGACAGCCCCUCGCCCUCCUCCGAGUCCUGCUCCAAGGCCCACCGUCGCAGCAGCAGCGGCGGCGACCAAUCGUCAGACUCCCUCAACUCGCCCACCCUCCUGGCCCUGUGAGCGCGUGCGCAAAGCGAAACACUUGCGAGGAUCGAAAGACCCCAAAGCACAUUUGGAGAAGCUGAUCACGUGAGCAAUCCCCCCUUUUGGCAGGGAGACCCCACAAGGGCUACGCUGCGUGUUUCUUCUUGUCCCGCCUCAGUCUGUUGAGUCGGACGUGUACGUGUGUGCAAGCAAUCCUUAACGCGUCAUCGCUUUGCCAUCUCAACUUGUUUACUCAAGACUCUUUACUCCCUUGAAAUCUGGCCAUUCUGAGUUCAGAUGAUUAUACAAAAUGAGUUCUUAAUAUAUCUAUAUCUAUAUGAAUAUAUUUUUAGAAGAAUGAAUUAAAAGCCAUGACCACUUGCACUCUGCCAGACGAAUCAACAGAGGUCACAGCACGAGAGACACUGAGCAAACGUUUCCUGAUCUUUAUUUUCAUGUCAGAUGUUUCCUUUUAUACCCCCCCUCGCAGACCUUGAUUCAUCUCUUCAUCCACUGUAUUUUAUGUACUGAAAAGAAGAAAAAAAAAAAAAAAAAGUGUUUUGGAGACGUUGUCUUCUCCCCCAUCUGCCUGUAGAAAAGCAUCAUGGUCUUCGGUGUUACGAAUUGAUGGCGCCUUCUUCACCUUCUAUUUUGCCAAUGUGGCUUGACUGCGUUAGUGGUGGUGUGCUUCACCUCAGUGGUUCUGUACCUGAUCUUUACACGUUGAAGACAAACGUGUGUGUGUGCGUGCGCGCGCUUUACGUUGAUGCCAGGGAUAGCGCUCAACAUUACCCCAUCAUGAAGAACGCAGGCUGUGUGAUAGUCUUACCAAAGGGACAAAAUAAAUAAAUGGGGCCGUUGUGCAACAUCAGGAAUUUCCCUAACAUUUUAAGACGAUGUAGAAGCUCUCACAUUUUCCCUCUUUUGCUCACAUUGUGGAAAUAAUAAAGGUCUUACCUUUGUCAACACUGCCACUCAGGGCAGUUCAGGUUUAACGAAACCAAAAAGGGUUGUUUGACACUUCUAAUCCUUUUCUUUGUUCAUCUUUGUGUUUUGCUCAAAUAUGGAGAGAAAAAAAAAAAAAAAAAAAAAAGCCACUGUGGUCUAACCGGACUGUCACCAGCUGCCAAUGAUGUCAAAACCCUGUUUGUACUGUGUUUGUAAAGCUGUCUUUUCUUAGUAAAACAAAACAAAAACAAAACAUCAAGGUACCUGUUACCCAAGUGGAAGCCUGAUUGGCUUAAAACAAAGAUCAAUCAUAAAGAGUGUUUUUACAAUACAGAAGGAAUAGUAGUAAGACAGCUGGCCUGGGAUGAAACAUGACCACCACGGGAGGAUUUUUAACAGGUCUAACAACUUCAAUCCACAAGGAUUUUGGUGAUUGUACCGAGAAGGACAAAGUACUGAUCGUCGAGACAUCAAUCGACACUUCAAACAUUCCUAAAUAAUUUUUUUAGGAGUUAAAAGUUAAAUGAUCAUGCGCUGGAUGCAGACAAAUGGACGUUUUAAUACAAUGUGCUGCUGCUAACUGGGUGGAAAUAUUUGUUUCUUCUCUCUCUCGGCAAUAUUUGGGUUUCAUGCAGAUGCAAGAAGAAUUUUUAGCUCGUGUGUGACAAAAAAAGACAAAAAAAAAAAAAAACCAAAAAGAGAGUCUGUGUGUG
Molecule: messenger RNA, 3118 nt
Organism: Phycodurus eques (leafy seadragon)
Lineage: Eukaryota; Metazoa; Chordata; Actinopteri; Syngnathiformes; Syngnathidae
Gene: fosl2
Product: FOS like 2, AP-1 transcription factor subunit
Exons: 5
Coding region: 357-1493 (378 amino acids)
Biological process (GO): regulation of transcription by RNA polymerase II
Cellular component (GO): nucleus
Molecular function (GO): DNA-binding transcription factor activity, RNA polymerase II-specific; RNA polymerase II cis-regulatory region sequence-specific DNA binding
Source: RefSeq, a predicted model, not a curated record